Molecule: messenger RNA, 2213 nt
Organism: Amoebophrya sp. A120
Lineage: Eukaryota; Dinophyceae; Syndiniales; Amoebophryaceae
Source: the annotation of a GenBank genome assembly
AGCCGUCAGACUUUGCGCACGAUUACGAAGAUCUCUCUGAGCAGGUCAUGUUGAAGGUACACUUGGUUUCCACCGUCGCGCAGGCCGCCCGUGCCGCGCGGCGAAUACGUUCCAUGGCACGCGUUAUCGGACUCGACUGCGAGGGAGUUGCACUAGGUCGGUUUGGACAGCUGUGUAGCCUUCAAAUCUGCGUUCUGUCACCCCGGGAAAAAGCGCCCGCCCAUCAGUAUGAAGACAAACAGAUCGAGAGGAUGCAGAAAACCGGCGCGAAAGUAGAACAAGACUGCGGCGCCAUGCAAGAACUACCCUCUGCUCCGUGCAGCGUGAUGGAAACGCGUGACCGUAGUGCGGCGGCUUCGUGCGUUCGGACGCAUGAUGAAAGCGAAGGUCUUGUUGAAGAGCUUCGAAAAUCGUGCUGGCUCGUAGACGCCCUGGCGGCAAAUGGACAAGUAGUCGCUGCGUUCCGCACCCUUCUGGAGGAUGCCUCCGUAGUUAAAGUUGUACACGACUGUCGGGAAGACGCCGCGGCGCUUCGGCACCAGCACCACAUCCGCCUUCGGGCAGUCUACGAUACCCAAGUGGCGCACGCACUGCUCCAUCCAGCGAGCACGCAUUCCGGCUUCCAAGAGGCCCUCUCCUUCCUUUGUGAAAAUGAUCACUUUAUUUCCCCAAGUAGACCGGACCACUUCGGUAAGACGGGCAACAGCAGUAUGGACAAAAGUUGUCGCACCGGUGCCACAUCAGUGUUGCGAGAACGAGAAACCGCUGAAGGUAGUGCUGCAAUGAUAUCAACCCUUCCAUCCUGCGCCACUCAAUCUUUGUCAGUAGGAUCGGAUUUCUGUGCUGACAUCACGCGGCCUGCACAUUCCAAAGUAGAAGAUGAAAAGCCCGAUAUAAAUUACGGCAGCAGCACUUCGACGUCGUAUCUGCAGCGCGUAAAACGUCAGAUGGCGGAGGACAGCACACUGUGGCGGAGGCGUCCGCUCACUGGCGAACUCGUGAAGUAUGCAGUACAUGGGUGUCACCGCCUCCGCGACUUGUACGACCGCCAAAACCGUGCGUUAGCAGCACGGCGUCCUGAUCUUUUCGAACCACUGGAACUGGAACACAACGCAGCCAGGGCGGUAGAACGGAAGAUCGUAUCGCAAACCGAAAAACAGUGCCUGCAAUACCCGGAGUUCAACUUGCAUCUAAGCAAGCCAAGCGAUGCGGCCAAGAUCGGCACGGUCCUUUGGGCGCUGUGCUGCGCGCAGUCCGGGAGCCACGCGGCGCGCAACAAAGCGGUGUAUUGGAAGCUGAAUCUUGGCCGCACAGGCGUGACCAGCACGCCGUCGGCGUUGGGCCGCUUACAGACCGUCGCCGUUGGCGACGCGGUGCUCUGUGUCGUUGCGGGCGUGUCGCUGUCAGGGGAGUUCCUCUAUUUAGACCGCUACGACCCCGAUUGGAACUACCACGAAUUUCGGCAGCGCCCGGUGGACGCCAGUUCCCAGCCCGUGUACUACGGCCGGGAGUGUCGGCAUCAAACGUAUUCAAGUGAAGAAUGCCCCCACCCCGGAUCUUGCAAAAGUUUCUCAUGCAAAGUUUCCAAAUGAAAGCUUUUUGUUUUUGUCUUGCAUGAAAGGACUCUGAGCCUCUCUGAUGCAGAAUCUAGGCACGCAAGGCAUCUGCUGCAUAGCAGAUCCGCCUGCUGUUGGGCUCCUUUGCAACACAAAUUUGAGCUAUUCAGCAUGGAAAAUUUGUGAUGCUGAUAUAUGCAAGACGGGGAAUGUUUCUAUUGGAAAAGUUUGCAUAUACAAAUGCUGCCAAGUGCUGGAGUGGGGGGCAUUUUUCAUUGUAAUGAAACGAGCGCGCUGUUUCCGGAAACAGCCGCAAUCGAUCCGCUCCUCGUCCGCGACGACCAAUUACUGCAGGAAGAAACCGACUUUCUUUAGAAUUCAUCAAUACACUGAUAAAUUCCUCGCGAAGUUAACAAGGCAGAUACACACAACCGGAAAGAAAAAAUCUUGCCACCCUGCAGGAGUUUUGUUGGUUCCCGUGCCACAGAAGAUGUCAGUUUCCAGUAACGACAUGACUUCACUUCUCAUCUCAUUCCUCUAACGGAAAGUUCUGAUAACCUUUCUUCUUUUGUGCAUUCGAAGAAUUCCAGCUUGAAAUGAGAAAGCUUUCUGUUGUCUGUUUUACGAUCCAUUGAUGGCAGCGCUUUUUGCUUGUAG